Centropristis striata (black sea bass) is the source of this 3262-nucleotide messenger RNA. It is a transcript of the gene atf3, whose product is annotated as activating transcription factor 3. The coding region runs from base 483 to 1298 and encodes 271 amino acids. The transcript is spliced from 4 exons. Gene Ontology annotation, cellular component: nucleus. The record is from RefSeq and is a predicted model, not a curated record. Gene Ontology annotation, molecular function: DNA-binding transcription factor activity, RNA polymerase II-specific; RNA polymerase II cis-regulatory region sequence-specific DNA binding. Gene Ontology annotation, biological process: regulation of transcription by RNA polymerase II. NCBI's taxonomy places the organism in Eukaryota, Metazoa, Chordata, Actinopteri, Perciformes, Serranidae.
AUAGGGGAACUAAAAGAAAGGAAAGAAGAAGAAAAGGGAGAUGAGGGAGUAAAGAGGAGGAGAAGAAAAGAAAGAGGAAGAUAAGAAGAAGGAUGGAUGGAAAGGAAAGGACGAUGAUAAAAGGAAAGAAAGAAAAGAGAGUGGUAAGACAAUAAGGGAGGGAUCUGAAAAGAAGAAGAGGAUUGAGGAAGAGGAAAAGAGAUGGAGGAGGGGAGGAGGAGGAGGGGGAGGAGAGGAGGAGGAGGAGGAGGGGAGGAGGGGAAGAGUAGAGGAGGAGGAGGAGGAGUAGAGGAGGAGGGGAAGCCUGCCCCGUUAUGGCAGAGCUCGGAGUUGCUCGAUUGCAUCAUCGCAGCUAAGCUUUCUAUAAAUAGGAUGACGUCACCCCGCGGCUCUCCCUCCGCCGUCGCCCCUCCCCCCUCCCCUCCAGCAUUCCAUGUUGCGUCACCAGGCCCCGCCCCCUCUGUGGGCUUUAUAAAGCGGUGAUGCAACGCUCCGGCCCACAAGCGCAACUUAACGCAGCAGCAGGAAGAGAAACAGAAAGACAGAAGCGACCAGAGUAUAAAAGCUGCUUUUUCUCCGCUUUCAGCUCAACAGCCACUCAAAGUUUGAACAGAAUGAUGCUGCAGCACUCGGGUCCCUCGCUGGCUGACAUCAGCUGCUCCGCCCUGGUGCCCUGCCUGUCCCCGCCGGGCACGCUCACCCUGGACGACUUCACCAACUUCACGCCCAUCGUGAAAGACGAGCUGCGUCUCGCCAUCCAGACCAAGCGCCUGUCCAACGGGCUGAGCGUGGACAUGAGCUCUGACGGGGCCAGCUCCAGCUCGGACCGAGCCUCGGAGCACCACGCCUCCGGAUCUGGACUCAAGAGAGAGCUUACACCACAGGAGCACGACAGGAGGAAGAGGAGGAGGGAGAGGAACAAGAUCGCUGCUGCUAAGUGUCGCAACAAGAAAAAGGAGAAGACCGAGACUCUGCAGCAGGAGUCUGAGAAACUGGAGACGGUGAACGCCGACCUGAAGGCUCAGAUCGAGGAGCUGAAGCAGCAGAAACAGCAGCUGGUCUACAUGCUCAACCUGCACCGACCCACCUGCAUCGUCCGAGCCCAGAACGGCCAGACGCCCGAGGACGAGAGGAACCUCUUCAUCCAACACAUCAAGGAGAGCACCUUACAACUCCACAACCUCACCUCCUCCUCCUCCACCACCUCCUCCUUGUCCUCGUCCACCUCCGUCUCCACGCUCUCGCCCCUGGACGGACUCCUGUCCCUCGACCACGUCCAGUGUCACGGCCACCUAUGAGCGGACGUUUUUUUUGGUCGUAGCACAGACUGUAGCCUCCCGACCUGAGAAUGACAGUGACGUGUUAAUAAACGCCAUGCAGACGACUCCUCGGGCUCAAAGCUGUCCACAACGCUGCUAGAGAGAAGGUCGCAGGCACGAGGUGACCUCAGCUGCUGAUUGGACAGGAAGUGACUCACACACCUUGACGAACAUCAUGUUUUUCUGUUUGUUUUAAACACAUUACAACCAGUCAGGGACAAGGACACAUGCCAAAGCACUAAAAAACAUGUUUUAUUUACUGCUAUUUUGGAUAGAUGACAGAUGAACGUCUGAUUUUUUUGUACCAAAGUUUUCAAGGUGAUCAAGGCACAUAAUUUAACUGUUCACCUGCGGAGAAAGUAGACGGACCGUGUGAGUGUGUUUGAGCUGCGAGUCACUGACUUUUAAGAAAAAGUUGUUGUGCAUAGUGUAUGAAACAUAGUAUAUUUAUUACGUAGCUACUGUAUGACAUGUCUUUGCCGUAUCCACCCUGUCUGCUCGUCCUUUAUACGACGUGAACUACUAAAUUUGCUGCUACUACUAACCACUCAGGACCUAUGCUGGCUUUUUUUUUAAUGGCCUCAUUUAAGAGCUAACCUCUGAAAAAACGUCAGGUUGUUUGCUAUCAGGGUAGCAGUAGCAGUUACAAAAGGGAAAUGUACUUUGCAGACAGGGUUUGUUAUUCUGCACUUACUGAAAAAAGCAUUGUAAAAAAAAUUGCAAUAUACUCCUAUAUGCAGACGAUACCUUACUUAACAAUUUGAAAUUGCAAGCAAAAAUUGUCCAAAUAAUGAUAAUACUGUAUAUAAUUUCACAAGUACACUUUAUUUAUCACUGCGUUCCCUCUUAACAGAACAAGUGUUGCUUCUUUUUUUUCUUUUCUUUUUUUUUGGACGUCCUGUGUGACGACGAAGCUACACAAGUGUUGUUUUCUACCUAAAAAAACGUGUAUUGACUGCGCAUUAACUCUGUGCUACUAUAUGUAAACACCUCCUGUGGUCUUGACAAACAAAAAAGAUUGUUAUUUUCUAAAAAAAAAAUGUAUUUUUAUCAAUAGAUUUUUUGGUUUUUGGAAGUUGUGUUCACUAGAUAUCGUUAGCUAGGUAUCGGAAGUGUCGCGUCAGCUUUCGGCCGGUCCUUUAACACGCCUGACUCUGAAGUUAUGCAGCAGGAUGACGAUGUGUUGUUAUAUUAUACCGUCUGUUAUGAACUUUAUCAGUAUCAAGGCUUCAGCUCACUGCCAAAUACUUCCUCCUUCCACUCCCCGUUCCUCUCUGUGGCCUCAGAGUGGGAUCAUCCCUCUGGAGACUGAGUGUGGUUGCACAAACAGAAGCUGAGGGAGCGUAAUGAACGAGAGUUAAGAGGUCAUUUUCUACUCUAUUACUAAACAAAGCAUCAAUCUAAAGAGCCAAACAUAAAGUAAAACCUUCUCUUUCCUCCCUCAAUCGUUGCAACUCAGUCAGUAUUUGCAUAAUUGCCAGAAAAGUUACAAAACUUAAGCUUUUCCCCUGUUUGGGAAACCAUCAGUUCAUAACAGAGGAGUAAUAAUUAAUGUAUGAGCAGCACACGGAGAGGACUGAAGUUUUAUAUUUAGUGUUUGCAUGGUAGAAGAAGGUUUAAUAAUGUUUAUCAGGGUGAACUUGAGAGUCACACGGUUAAAGAGACGCAGGCGUCUGCGUGUGUUCCCAGUGUGGAUGUUUUUGUUGUUGUUGUGUUUGUUUUUGUGGUUGUUUAUCGUCCCCCGUGGCUAGAUAGCUAAAUAAGCACUGAGUUCGAUGCGUAUGUAUUCUAUUGUGCCUACUUCUACUGGAGCAUCGCAGCCGAGAGGAAUAAAGGCUGUCAGGUACAACCGCACUGCUACCGAUGUGUACUUCCAUCUCUGUGAUCUGUCCACUUUUGUUUUUGAUACUUUGUUAAUUAAACAUGUGUAUUGCAAAUGUAAA